CAUUUGUCCACGCAUGCAAACGCAGAAGCCAGUCAGUGUCGCAGGGUGACAUAAAAGCCCAAGCAUACAGCCAGAGGCAGAGAAGAGAAAAGCCAAAUCACCCACACUGAGCAGAACAGACCAGAGGAUUACCCACAGGACAUGGCCUCUGAGACCUACAUGCCAGGCCCUGUGUGCCUCAUUGAGAACGUGAGAGGACAGCUGAUGGUGAACCAGGAAGCUCUGGGGAUCCUGUCGGCCAUCUCCCAGCCCGUCGUGGUCGUGGCUAUUGUGGGCAUGUACCGCACAGGCAAAUCCUACCUGAUGAACAAGCUGGCUGGGAAGAAAAAGGGCUUCUCUCUGGGUGCCACAGUGCAGUCUCACACCAAAGGAAUCUGGAUGUGGUGCGUGCCUCACCCCAAGGACUCAAAGCGUGCCCUAGUCCUGCUGGACACCGAGGGCCUGGGAGAUGUUGAGAAAGGUGACAAUCAGAAUGACUCCUGGAUCUUCGCCCUGGCGAUUCUGCUGAGCAGCACCUUUGUGUAUAACAGCAUGGGAACCAUCAACCAGCAGGCCAUGGACCAACUGCACUAUGUGACUGAACUGACAGAUCGAAUCAGAGCAAAAUCCUCACCCAACAGUAAUGAAGUACAAGACUCAGCUGACUUUGUGAGCUUCUUCCCAGACUUUGUGUGGACUCUGAGAGAUUUCUCCCUGGAAUUAGAAAUAGAUGGAGAGUCCAGCUCUCCAGAUGCCUACCUGGAGAAUUCCCUGAAGCUACACCAAGGUACUGAUGAGAAAGUUAAAAAUUAUAAUCUCCCCCGACUCUGCAUCCGCAAAUUCUUCCCAAAGAAGAAAUGCUUUAUCUUCGAUAGACCCGCUCAUCGAAAGAAGCUGGCCCAGCUGGAGACACUGCAUGAUGAUGAGCUGGACCCGGAAUUCGUGGAACAAGUUGCAGAAUUCUGCUCUUACAUCUUCAGCACUUCCAGGACUAAAACUCUGCCGGGAGGCAUCCAGGUCAAUGGACCGCGUUUAGAGACCCUGGUGCAGACUUACAUCACUGCCAUCACCAGUGGGGAUCUGCCCUGUAUGGAGAAUGCAGUCCUGGCCCUGGCUCAGAUAGAGAACACAGCUGCGGUGCAGAAGGCCUUGGCACACUAUGAGCAGCAGAUGGGGCAGAAGGUGCAGCUGCCCACAGACACCCUGCAGGAGCUGCUGGACCUGCACGGGGCCUGUGAGAGGGAGGCCAUAGAGAUCUUCAUGAAACAUUCCUUCAAAGAUGUUGAGCACGUGUUUCAAAAGAUAUUGGGGGCCCAGCUAGAAAAGAAGCGCGAUAACUUCUGUGAACGGAAUAAGAAAGCAUCUUCAGAUCUUUGCUCAGCUUUACUGCAGGAAAUUUUCAGUCCCCUAGAAGAAGAAGUGAAGCAAGGAAUUUACUCGAAACCAGGGGGCUACCGGCUCCUUCUUCAGAAGGUGCAAGACCUGAAGAAAAAGUACCAUGAGGAACCCAAGAAGGGGAUACAGGCUAACGAGGUUCUGCAAAAAUACAUGGAUUCCAAGGAGGACAUGACUAAUGCCAUUCUACAGACAGACCAGACUCUCACAGAGAAAGAAAAGGAGAUUGAAGUGCAACGUGUAAAAGCUGAAUCUGCAGAGGCUGCCACGAAAAUGCUGGAGGAAAUGCAAAGGAAGACUCAGGAGAUGCUGGAGCAGAAAGAGAAGAGUUAUCAGGAGCAUGUCAGGCAGCUGACCACGAAGAUGGAGCAGGACAGGGCACAGAUGCUUAAAGAGCACCAAGAGACUCUGGCCCUCAAACUCCAGGAACAAGAGAAGCUGCUAAAAGAAGGAUUCCAAAAGGAGAGCAAAAAACUUCAAAAGGAGAUAAAUGACACGAAAGACAAAAUCAAAAAAGCCAAAAGUGGUGGAUGUGUCAUACUCUAAAGGCCAAAGGAAACCAGCUGUCCUGCCAUCCUUACCUAUUCAGGGCAUAAAUAACAAAAUUUUAGAUUUGAAACAAGUAUCCCUUCAGUUAAUGCUACUUAAGUCUUAUUACUACCAAGACCGGCAAAGACAUGGAAUACAAUACUUAAAGUCAACUUCUUUUCCUUAAAUGAAAUAAAUUUUACACCAAGAUAGAUUUUACCUCUGUAGUAUUUUGAAAAAGAUGAGGCUUCAAUGUGGUAUUUUUAUACAUGUGCUAACUUGUUCUGAUAUCUCAAGGCCUGCAUUACUCUCCAUUAUACCUCCCUCAUCAUCUCAUGCGUUCCUUCCAUUUUCUUAAGGGAGUGACUGUAGAUGCCACGUUGUCUAUUACAAAUGCGCAGCUCCUUCGUGCUGGACCCUUGCUUGUCCCUGUCCACUAGCUGAGCCUGGAAAUCAUGUUGGUCCACCAAAGUAGGAGUAGAAGAGCUGUAUGCACACCCAAGCAGGGGAUUUUAGGGGAUUUUUCUCUUAAGAUAGGCAGGAAUUUGAGUAGAAACUGUUGUGGAUAGUCUUUCAAAAUUCUGAUUUUUUUAUUCUUUUGUGUAAACAUGAAGAAGUUGGAUAGGGGCCUCAUGCAGUCCUUCCUUUUAAAGGUUUUUAAAAGGACCGUUAUGCUUUUUUCCAGAGCAGCUGCACAAUUUGACACUCUGAACAGCAGUACACAAGGGUUUCAGUUCCUACACAUCCUGCAAAUACUUGCAUUUUGUUUUUUAAAAUCAUUAUUCAAAUGAAUGAGGUGGUAUGUCAUUGUUAUAAUUUUAAUUUACUUGAUCAUGAUGAAUAAAUUUAAUAUUGUGGACAUUAAUUUAGAUAGAAAUAUUAUCCACAACCAUUGUCAUAAUCUGCAUUUCCUUGAUGACAAUGAAUAAGGUCAAGUGUCUUGUAAUGUGUCUUUUUGAUAUUUCUGUCUUUGAAGAAAUACCUAUUCAAGUCUAAGUUUUUAAUCAGAUUGCUAGCGUUUUUCUAUAUUAAAAACUCUCUGCAAGA
Molecule: messenger RNA, 2949 nt
Organism: Octodon degus (degu)
Lineage: Eukaryota; Metazoa; Chordata; Mammalia; Rodentia; Octodontidae
Product: guanylate-binding protein 1-like
Exons: 11
Coding region: 142-1920 (592 amino acids)
Molecular function (GO): GTPase activity; GTP binding
Source: RefSeq, a predicted model, not a curated record